CCGAGCGGCGCAGGCCCGGCGGCCGCGCAGGAAGGGGAGGGCAGGCAGGCGGCGGCCGCCAUCAUGCGCGCGCCGCCGGGGCUGGUGCGGCUGCUGUGGGCGCCCGGCUGGGGACGGCCGCCGCGCCGCUGCCUCGGCGCCAUGGCCCGCUACGGCACGGAGCUGCGGGGGCGGCCCAACUCCGCCGACUACCGCCUCUACUUUAAAAAUGCAGAUGGUAAAUAUAUUUCCCCAUUCCAUGACAUUCCACUCUUCGCUUCACCCAAAGAGGAAAAAGAGAUUCCUGCAAAGAGGUCAAAGACUACUGGAACUGAGGUCCUGUUUAAUAUGAUUGUAGAAGUACCUCGUUGGACAAAUGCAAAAAUGGAGAUUGCCACUGAGGAGCCAUUGAAUCCCAUUAAACAAGACACAAAGAAAGGCAAGCUUCGAUAUGUGGCAAAUAUCUUUCCUCACAAGGGUUAUAUAUGGAAUUAUGGUGCCCUCCCACAGACCUGGGAAGAUCCAAAUCACAAAGAUAACAUUACAGGAUGUGGUGGGGAUAAUGAUCCUAUUGAUGUUUGUGAAAUAGGUUCAAAGAUUCGUUCCUCUGGUGAGAUUGUUCAGGUGAAGGUCUUGGGUGUUCUAGGUCUUGUUGAUGAAGGAGAGACAGAUUGGAAGAUAAUUGCUAUUGGUGUGGAUGAUCCAGAUGCUCAGAAAAUCCAUGAUAUUGAUGAUGUCAAGAAGCACAAACCUGGUUACCUUGAGGCUACAGUUGACUGGUUCCAAUUAUAUAAAGUUCCUGAUGGUAAACCAGAAAAUCAUUUUGCUUUCAAUGGAGAAUUUAAAGACAAGGAUUUUGCUCUUGAAAUUAUUAGAUCUACCCAUGAAUGCUGGAAAGCUUUACUUCACAAAAAAGCUGAUGGAGGUGAUAUUAAGUGCACAAAUGUUCUGGUGAGUGGCAGCCCAUAUUGUUGCAGUGAGGAGGAUGCCCGGUCAAUCGUGCAGUCGGCACCGAUGCCUGUGACUGGAGAUCCCCUUUCCCCAGAAGUUGAUUCCUGGUACUUUUUUCCGAAGUGAUGGCCACAGUGUUGCGAAGCUGCAUCUUCAGAUCUUCAAGUCAUCAUUUUUUUUGAAGACAGGCAAAAGUACUAAUUGCUGGAUUCCUGUUGAAGCAGCUUUUCAGCUUGUGUAAGCCUUCUCUUAUGUAAAUAAACACUGACAAUAUAAAAGAAA
Molecule: messenger RNA, 1212 nt
Organism: Pogoniulus pusillus (Red-fronted tinkerbird)
Lineage: Eukaryota; Metazoa; Chordata; Aves; Piciformes; Lybiidae
Gene: PPA2
Product: inorganic pyrophosphatase 2
Exons: 12
Coding region: 64-1056 (330 amino acids)
Biological process (GO): phosphate-containing compound metabolic process
Cellular component (GO): cytoplasm
Molecular function (GO): magnesium ion binding; inorganic diphosphate phosphatase activity
Source: RefSeq, a predicted model, not a curated record